AUGGCUUCGGUUAAACUUGCUUUUUUGGUCGUCUUGUUUGCCACAUUCGGCAUGUUCCUGACAAAGAAUGUAAGAGCAGCAAGCUGCAAUGGGGUUUGUUCUCCAUUUGAAAUGCCGCCAUGUCGCUCCACAGCCUGUCGAUGUAUCCCUGUUGGUCUAGUUAUAGGUUACUGCAGAAAUCCAUCUGGAGUUCUGAGGACCACCGAUGAACACCCUAACUUAUGUGAGGCUGAUGCCGAUUGUAGGAAGAAAGAAAGUGGGAACUUUUGCGGUCAUUAUCCUAAUCCUGAUAUUGAAUAUGGAUGGUGUUUUGAAUCUAAAUCUGAAGCAGAAGACGUUUUCUCUAAGAUUACCCCGAAAGACUUGUUGUCCACUGAUAUUGAUAUCCAGAAGAAAACCAUGUAUGCAAGAGAUGGUGAACCUAUGUACUUUAAAUAA
Molecule: messenger RNA, 438 nt
Organism: Lathyrus sativus (Indian pea)
Lineage: Eukaryota; Viridiplantae; Streptophyta; Magnoliopsida; Fabales; Fabaceae
Source: the annotation of a GenBank genome assembly